AGGUAAAUUGGCGCUUUUGGGGUUGGAGGUUGUUCUUCUCAUUGGUCUUGCAGCCGCCUCUUCGCUCUCCUUUGCUCUGGCCCGGAGUCGUUGCAGACUGCGGGCGGUGUUGGGGAAGGUAAAACUCGCAUGCUCUGGGGCCAGCGUGCAGCAGCCCCAUUUGCAGCCUUGCGUUAAAAGACCCUCCUGCUGCUCUCUGAGGGUGGUGGGGGGGGAGAGAGUUCUUCUGAGCCUCCUCUGCUUAGCCUUAAACAGGAUAAGGGCCGCUUAAUUGGAUUGCAAACCAAGAGGGGACUUGUGAUGCCUUAAAUAGGGGCGUCUGUGACAUGGAGUGGCCUUUCUGUCAGGUGCUGCAGUUCAGUUCAGAAGAUUCUCUAGGGAUAGUCUUGAAAGCCCAGUCUGAAAUUCUGGAGUUGUUCUGGUUGUAAUUCAACUAUGGCUACCUGUGGAGGCACACUAAAUGGAUCCUCUAACAAUGCAGAGGGAUUCUGCAAUUCCAGUGACAGUUCAUCCUUUCAGCCCAUCAAAACCCAGGUGGCCAUUCCUACAGCUCAUGUUAUGCCUUCCAUGCUGGAGAGUCCUUCCUGCAAGCCCUGCACUGUGGAUGAAUCAAGAACAUCUCUAGCUGUCCUGACUUCUUUCCUGCCUGGCCCGUCCAGUGACAUGGCAGGGCUGGUGACAAACUGUAAUGUUUCAAGGCACUCCCAGGAAUUCCCCAGGAGCCAUCUUCCGCUGUACCAGGCUUCACCGGAAAAUGGUUUUGAUCGCUCUCUGUUCCCUUCAUCUGAUCAAGCGAACACAGAAGACGCUGAGAUAUCUGGCAAGCUUGCUGAACACACUUUUAACCAUUCUGCAGUUCUGGAAAGGCACGAUCGUUCCUGGACCCAGCUCCAAAUGUGCGAUUCAAGUAUCAGGGCUGCUGACCUAGAAAAAGAACCACCUGGAGUGCAGUUUGAUUCUAAGCCUCCAACCGAGGCCAGCAAAAUAUGUGAAAAGCAGCUCUCUUUGGUGCCUAAUCCUCCCAUUACAUUUCCCAGCCCAACACCUGCUCAGUCUCAAAUGUGGACCCAGCAAAACUGUACACGACAUUCGCAUGAGAACUGUGCAUUCAGCGCCUGGAAACAGCAUUUGGAUCGGGUUCGGCUGCAGCUAGAUCAGAUGCAGCUGCAAAAUAAAUCCACUUGCUACCAUCCUCUAGUGAACAGCGCUUCUUCGCACUCUCUUGACCAGACGCAGUGGGUUGGUAUUGUGAAAGCGAAUGAGAAUCUACUCAGAGAGAAAGAAAUGCUUAUUGACAGGCAAAGGCAGCACAUUUUGCAGCUGGAGCAGAAGGUACGAGAAAGUGAGCUGCAGGUCCACAGUGCUCUCUUUGGCCCUCCCGCCCCUUAUGGAGACAUCUACUUGCUCAGAAUGCAGGAGUUGCAGCGGGAGAAUGUAUUCUUGCGUGCUCAGUUUACCGAAAAAACCGAAUCGCUGAGUAAGGAAAAGAUUGAACUGGAGAGGAAACUGGCCGCUUCAGAAGCAAUUGAAAAGCAGAUCCAGGAGUCUCAUAGGGAGACAGUACAGAAGUAUACAGCAGAGCUGAAGAAGCAAGAAGAAAGGGUAAAGGCAAGAGACAAACACAUUGAGCAGCUGAAGAAGAAAUGCCAAAAAGAAUCUGAGCAGAAUCAGGAGAAACAGCAGCGAAUAGAGACCUUGGAGCGCUACCUUGCUGAUCUUCCUGUGUUGGAGGAUCACCAGAAACAAAGUCAGCAGUUAAAAGAAUCUCAGCAGACAGUUGCAGUCUUGCAGGAAACCAUGACUGCCCUUAAGAAGGAACUUGGGGGUGUCCGUGCCAGUUGCAGAGAGAAUGAAUUGCAGCUAGAAAUGCAGAAACACAAAGAGAUGGAACUGCUCUCCACUGUGCACAGUUUACAAGAUAAGAUGCAGUGUGGGAAGACGUCAUCGGCAGAAGAAUAUGCCCAGGAGCUGGAGAAAAGGAAACAAGAGAAGGAUUCUCUGCAAAAAGAACGCAAUCUCCUCAGGAAGAUUGUAGACAAUCAAAAGAAGAAAAUGGAUCAGUUGUCCUCACAAGUGAUGGACCUGGAGAAACAGAUUAUUCAAGAGGAAGGCACAGGACAGGCACUGAGAAUGGAAGCCAUGAGGCAAGAGAGUACACUGCAGCAGCUUCGCUUGGCUGUGAAAGAGUUGUCUGCACAGAACCAGAAACUGAUUGAACAGAACCUGACUCUCCACGAGCGCUUCCGACAGGUUGAAACAAGCCAGCAGCUUCCUGGUGAGAUUGCCCGCUUUGCCGAAGAGCUGCACAAGGAGCUGGCCAUCUGCUUGGAGGACCUGCAGUCUAUCUACAGCGUUGUGACCCAGGGGACUCAAGGGAAGGAUCCCAAUUUGUCUAUGCUGUUAGGCAUUCACUCUGUGCAGUGCUCCGUUAAAGAACAGGGUGACUUGUUGAAGCCAGGCAUGCUUGCAAAGAAGCUGGAGGAUGUCAGACAGCUGCACAAGGAGAUUGAGGAUUUGCGGACUGCUCUCUGUGACCGAUAUGCUCAGGACAUGGGGGAUAACUGUGUCACGCAGUGAAGAGGAAAAUACAGGAUCUGAGGACUAAGACUGAUUGAAGCUGCUGCAGGAGGGGAUUCAGAAACUCCUUAAAUCAUUUCUGCUUGCAUGUCAGGUGAAGCCUAUUUCCCACAGCUGAGGAUCUGAGCAUUUCUUGUGCCAUGAUGAAUAUCGAUGUGUCUUCUAACAAGUUCGCUUUGGCAGCCUUGAGAGAAAUCCUGAAGGUUUGCUUACUAUAUCUGGUUCAGAUACCGGGUGAGUCGUUCAAUAGCUCCUUCUUCUAUCGACUGCAGUUCUAGGGCUGCGUUGCACAGGGCAAGUUCUUCUACAUUCUCGCUGCUAUGUGUCCUCCUCAGCCAGGUGUCUGUUGUCUGAUGGAGAAAUAUCGGGGUUCGUGGAAAUGGCCAACGGUCCAGUGUGCUGCGUUUUCCUUACCCAGUUGUAGGCAUGUAUGUGGUUAAGGGCACAUGGUAGCUCUCUGCAGAAAAGUGGAUUAGUUUGUCUGGCUAGCUGCCUUUGUACAAAUGUGUUGCACAAAAAGUAUGUCCGUGAGGAAAAUGCAUGCCAGCAGCUCCAGAUACUUAAAGAGAUUUCCAAUAAAACAUUUAAUUCAGUUCUAAAGUUCUCAGGUUUGAAAGGAACCAGCAAGAAGUCUUGAUGAUACACUGUAGCUGUCUGAUUCCUUGCUCAUUUAAUGGGUUCGUAACUAGAAGCCUUAUAACCAAAUCUUUGUCUUCACUUGCCUAAUUGCAGGGCAGCAGGGAAGUAUGAUCUGUACAGUUGCGCAAGUUAACAGACUGUGCAGGUGCUCCUUUACCUAAGUCCAAACUUGCUACUCUGGAGUGUGGAUUUUCACACAGAUGUGCCUUUUAAAAAGAAUACACACCGACAAAUUCGCCUACAUGGCAGUAGCCACCACUUCCCCCCCCCCCCCCCUCUGAGUAGCUCCUGGGAUGCUUUCUAGCCAUCAUGCAACUUUGCCUUUCAGACUAAAAUUUAUACUGAUUUCCAUGAAAGACAGGCUGGUGGAAUUCUGCUGCUUAAUCAUUGACUGAGCUGCUGUAAAAAUCUAGGAGAUGAGGUGGUAUAGAAAGUAGGUGGGAAGGCUCAGUGUGGCCUUACAUGAGGAACACUACGUGCAUAAGGAAAAUUUGUACCCUGGGAGAAAGCUAAGGUAGGUCUUUUCUCCGUGACCUGCUGCUGUUCCACAGGGUUUUGUUUUUUUUGUGGGGGAGGAUGUGAGGGGGAGAGACUUUUAGCCACGCAGCAGUUCCCUCAACCUUCUGAAGCAAUACAUAUACAAAUAUUGUAAUCUGUUUCUCUACCCUCAGUUUCGGAAUAUCUGCACAUCUCUAAUUUGAGCUUCAGAGACCACCUGACACAUGGCUGUUGAUAAAAGUACCAUGAGUUGAAAAGGGGGAACUUGGUCAUUGGGUUUACUUGCAGUGUAUUUAAGCCUCCUGUGAGCCUUUAGGGAGCAAAGACAUACGAACACGUUCUGAACAUCUAGAAAGUGGGGCCCUGUGAGUCUGUUUGAAGGUUAAAUCUAUUCGGAUUUUCAAAUCAAGUACAGAAAAGAACUUUCCCAGGCCCUAGUCAUUUACAAAAGAUCCUUUCUGUGUUAGACCAAAGUCAGAAGAUCCAUCCCGAGGCGGUCUUAACAAUUCAAAUCACUUUAAACGGUUUAAAAAUAAUUUGAGAUAUAGCUUAAGCUUCAGUGUGGUACUGAAUGUUGAAGUAUUUUUUGUAAAAGUUGCCUGAAUAGCACUUGCUUUGUGAGAACUUCCAGUGCUGUUAUUACCUAAGCAAAAUUCUUCCAGAGUAAAAUUAAAUGCCAAAUUGCCAUAAGUUUGCAGAAAUGUGGUAUAUAGUCUUUUAAUAACCUUUGCCUCCUCAGUGCUGGUUCCAGAAUGGGAAGGGACUCUUUAACUAUAAAUAAGCCAAGGGCCUUUGUUGCUUGGUUUUUGUAAUAUUUGACAGAGCUUGUCUGCAUACAUGCAAAUCCUCAGGUAUACAAUUUUAAAUGCUGUCGUGCUUGCAUCUCUUGUGCAACGCAUUUUCCUUGCAUUGUGUACAUAAUAUUUUUUUAAAUAAAAGUGGAUUUUCUUGUUUUCGAAA
Molecule: messenger RNA, 4674 nt
Organism: Heteronotia binoei (common prickly gecko)
Lineage: Eukaryota; Metazoa; Chordata; Lepidosauria; Squamata; Gekkonidae
Gene: CEP85
Product: centrosomal protein 85
Exons: 13
Coding region: 436-2577 (713 amino acids)
Cellular component (GO): centrosome
Source: RefSeq, a predicted model, not a curated record